GCUGCGGAAAGGAGAGGCGGCGGCGGCCUCCGCUGAAGAAAAGAAGGCGGUAGAGAAGAGCGCAAGCGCGGUUGCAGACCGACGGAUUUACUUUGGGAACCAGCGUAGCUGCCGCCACCAGAAUCUGGAGCCAUGAGCGGGUUUAAUUUUGGAGGCACUGGGGCCCCCACAGGCGGGUUCACAUUUGGCGCUGCAAAGACGGCGACAACCACACCUGCUACCGGGUUUUCUUUCUCUACAUCUGGCACUGGUGGGUUUAAUUUUGGGACUCCCUCCCAGCCGGCAGCAAGUACCCCUUCUACUGGCCUGUUCUCACUCACGACCCAAGCUCCAACGACACAGACCCCAGGAUUCAGCUUUGGAACCACAACUCCUGCUACGGGAGGAACUGGAUUCUCCUUAGGAAUCAGCGCGCCGAAGCUCAACUUGAGCAGUGCAACGGCCACCCCAGCCACGGCACACACUGGCGGCUUUGGGCUCGGCAGCAGCACCCUCACCAAUGCCAUCUCGAGCACUGUCACCUCUAGCCAGAGCACAGCACCCACCGGCUUCGUGUUUGGCUCCACCACCACCUCUGCUGCUCCGUCCACCACACCGGGGGGAUUCUCCUUCACAGGGGGAAGCACAUCCCAGACCGGGACCUCAGGUUUCAGUAUCGGCUCCUUGGGGACUUCGGCCCAGCCCACGGCGCUUGCCGGCUUGCCCUUCACGGCCGCCCCUCCGGCUGCCAGUGGAGCAGGAGCCACACAGCCGGCCGCUCCUGCCCCCGCUGCUGCCACCACCAGUGCUGGCCCCACGCUGUUCGCCUCGCUAGCCACCGCUCCGACCUCAUCUGUCUCCACGGGGCUUUCCCUUUGUCCCCCUUCAACCACGGCCGGAACUCCCGGGGCCGGAACGCUGGGCUUCAGCUUAAAGGCCCCUGGAGCAACUUCUACCGCCUCCACAACAGCAUCCACCACCCCCGCCGCCACCACUGCUGCCACCACCACCACAACCACCACCACCACCACCACUGGCUUCGCCUUGAAUCUGAAGCCACUGGCACCAGCUGGGAUCGCCAGCAACGCACCAGCUGCCGUGGCUGCACCGCCGGGGCCUGGCACCGGCACUGGGGCGUCCACCAGCCCUGUGAUGACCUACGCCCAGCUGGAGAGUCUGAUCAACAAGUGGAGUCUGGAGCUGGAGGACCAGGAGCGGCACUUCCUGCAGCAGGCCACCCAGGUCAACGCCUGGGAUCGCACACUGAUCGAGAAUGGGGAGAAGAUCACCACCCUGCACCGUGAGGUGGAGAAAGUGAAGCUGGACCAGAAGAGGCUGGACCAAGAGCUCGACUUCAUCCUGUCUCAGCAGAAGGAGCUGGAAGACCUGCUGAGCCCUCUGGAGGAGUCGGUCAAGGAGCAGAGCGGCACCGUGUACCUGCAGCACGCCGACGAGGAGCGCGAGAGGACCUACAAGCUGGCGGAGAACAUCGACGCCCAGCUGAAGCGCAUGGCCCAGGACCUCAAGGACAUCAUCGAGCACCUGAACACGUCCGGGGGACCGGCUGACACCAGCGACCCGCUGCAGCAGAUCUGCAAGAUCCUCAACGCACACAUGGACUCGCUGCAGUGGGUCGACCAGAACUCGGCCCUGCUGCAGAGGAAGGUGGAGGAGGUGACCAAGGUGUGCGAGGGGCGUCGCAAGGAGCAGGAACGCAGUUUCCGGAUCACAUUCGACUGACGUGCCAGCCGUCUUCGGGGCCUGUGCGCUCCAAGGGCGUUGGGGGGCAGCGGGGGCACGCAGUUAUUGUCUAGCGUUUGGUUGCAGUGAAUACCUGUUUGUUCCUUUCUUUCAUGUGACCCUGCCGUUGAGAACAGUUCUGUGGUUUGCUUUACUUUAGUGAAAACGGAAGUAUUAUAAGUGCUCUAGUCUGGGCAGCAGCAUUGUGGGUGUGGUUUCUUUGCAUAUCUUUUGUGUAUCUCAGACCCCUUUCACAACCACCACCCACCCAUCCUUCUUGCUCCGGCCAAGUGCCAGUAGAGAGUGCUGGAGACGUUUCCCCAAAACCAUCUGUCUCCCAGCCAGGGUCUGCCGAGCAGCCACUCUGCCCAAAAUAUAGUCGUAGGUGCCGUGAAGAGUCCAUCCUCGAGGAGACGGUGUCCUGGUGUAAGGCGUGAGCCUGUGGAGACUGACCGCCAGUGCGAGAAAGGGGCUUGUGAAUAGGACCAACCGCGGGAUGUAGAAUUUCAAAGGAGAAAGGACAGUCAGAUGAGGGACUUAAAUGUAAUAUUGAGAAAAGAGUCAGACUUGCACCAGGAGGUCUUUACCUUGCCUGGCUGACACGCCACCCCAUCCUCCAGUUGUCCUUCUCUUGGGCCUCACCUCCAGGAAGCCCUCUCAGCUGCCCCAGACCUGGGUCCGGUGGCAGUCCUGAGGCUACAAAACGACAUAGAGCGUGUGCAUGUCUUGUGCCAACUGUUAACGUCUCUGCCUCACUAUUGAAUGUGAGCCCCUAUGGGCAGGGACUGUGUUUCUUGGCCCCUUUUGUGUCCUCAGCACAAUCCCUGUCACAUUUUCAAAAGAACAAUGGAGAUGAAACACGGCAUCAAAUGUUCAUCCACAAAAUGCCUACUGAAAUGGCCACGAGUGCCAGAGGUGGCCACAGACUUGGGUUGGAACUUGCCAGUGCUGGAGCAGACCUAGUCUGUUAACAGUGAGAGAUCCGUGGUGUCCAGAAGACAGAAGCCAACCGGUUGUUUCCUGAAUGUCUUGUAUUUGUCUUUAUACUUUGCUGCACUGUCUGAGAUACUAUGACUAUAUGUUGCAUUCCUAAAUAAAAUUUACUGUGGAACAAAAAA
This is a messenger RNA of Neogale vison (American mink), 2837 nucleotides long. RefSeq names its product nucleoporin 62 (gene NUP62). NCBI's taxonomy places the organism in Eukaryota, Metazoa, Chordata, Mammalia, Carnivora, Mustelidae. Gene Ontology annotation, cellular component: nuclear pore central transport channel; nuclear pore. Gene Ontology annotation, biological process: RNA export from nucleus; protein import into nucleus. Gene Ontology annotation, molecular function: phospholipid binding; structural constituent of nuclear pore. The record is from RefSeq and is a predicted model, not a curated record. The transcript is spliced from 2 exons. Bases 133 to 1719 code for a protein of 528 amino acids.